GAGGACGCGGCGCUCAUGGGGAUGCAAGGAUGUAGGGGCGCCAAGGGAGAGAAGAGGCCGCGCGAGGAGCGGUGGUGCGAGAGCCGCGGAGGCGCCGGCCCGCUCAGGGCUCCCGGCGAGGCGCGCGGCGGCGGCGGCGCCACCGGCCGGGUGUUGGCCAUUCAGGCCCGAAAGCGGAGGCCGAAAAGAGAGAAACAUCCGAAAAAGCCGGAGCCUCAACAGAAAGCUCCCUUAGUGCCACCGCCACCACCGCCGCCGCCACCACCGCCUCUGCCAGACCCUACACCCCCAGAGCCAGAGGAGGAGAUCCUGGGAUCUGAUGAUGAAGAGCAGGAGGAUCCCGCGGACUACUGCAAAGGUGGAUACCAUCCAGUGAAAAUUGGAGACCUGUUUAAUGGCCGGUAUCAUGUUAUCAGGAAGCUCGGAUGGGGACACUUCUCGACUGUCUGGCUGUGCUGGGAUAUGCAGGGGAAACGAUUUGUUGCAAUGAAAGUUGUAAAAAGUGCCCAACAUUAUACAGAGACAGCCUUGGAUGAAAUAAAAUUGCUCAAAUGUGUUCGAGAAAGUGAUCCCAAUGACCCAAAUAAAGACAUGGUUGUUCAGCUAAUUGAUGACUUCAAGAUUUCAGGCAUGAAUGGAAUUCAUGUCUGCAUGGUCUUUGAGGUGCUUGGCCACCAUCUCCUCAAGUGGAUCAUUAAGUCCAACUACCAGGGACUCCCAGUGCGUUGUGUGAAGAGUAUCAUCAGACAGGUCCUUCAGGGGUUAGAUUAUCUACACAGUAAGUGCAAGAUUAUUCACACUGACAUAAAGCCCGAAAACAUCUUGAUGUGUGUAGAUGACGCAUAUGUGCGAAGAAUGGCGGCUGAGGCCACUGAGUGGCAGAAAGCAGGGGCCCCUCCUCCUUCGGGGUCCGCAGUGAGUACUGCUCCACAACAAAAACCUAUAGGAAAAAUAUCAAAAAACAAAAAGAAAAAACUGAAAAAGAAGCAGAAAAGGCAAGCUGAAUUAUUGGAAAAGCGCCUACAGGAGAUUGAGGAAUUGGAGCGAGAAGCCGAAAGAAAAACAGUAGAAGAAAACGUCACGCCUGAUGUACCCUCCAAUGAGCAGGAUGGUGAAUACUGCCCAGAGGUGAAACUAAAAACAGCAGAGUUAGAGGAGGCGGCCAAGGCAGAGACGGCUAAUGACAACAAUGGUGAAACUGAGGAUCAAGAAGAGAAGGAAGACACUGAAAAAGAAAACACCGAGAAAGAUGAAGACGAUGUUGAGCAGGAACUUGGAAACAUAGACCCUACGUGGAUAGAAUCCCCCAAAACCAAUGGCCAUAUUGAGAAUGGCCCUUUCUUACUGGAACAGCAGUUGGAUGACGAAGAUGAAGAAGAGGAAGAUGGCCCCAAUCCUGAGGAGUACAACCGGGAUGAGCCUGAUGCAGAGAGCGAUUAUGCAUACAGCAGCUCCUAUGAACAAUUCAAUGGGGAAUUGCCAAAUGGACAACAUAAAAUGCCCGAGUCACAGUUUCCAGAAUUUUCUCCAUCAAUGUUCUCUGGGCCCUUAGAACCUGUGGCGUGUGGCUCUGCUCUUUCCGUGGAAUCCCCUCUCACUGAGCAAGAGGAAGGCAGUCCAUCCCAUGACCGAAGCAGGACCGUCUCAGCCUCCAGCACCGGGGAGUUGCCAAAAACGAAAACCCGGGCCGCCGACUUGUUGGUGAAUCCCCUGGAUCCACGGAAUGCAGAUAAAAUCAGAGUGAAAAUCGCCGACCUGGGAAAUGCCUGCUGGGUGCACAAACACUUCACGGAAGACAUCCAGACGCGUCAGUAUAGAUCCAUAGAGGUUUUAAUAGGCGCAGGGUACAGUACGCCUGCGGACAUUUGGAGCACGGCGUGUAUGGCAUUUGAGCUGGCCACGGGCGACUAUCUGUUUGAGCCGCAUUCUGGGGAAGACUAUUCCAGAGAUGAAGACCACAUAGCCCACAUCAUAGAGCUGCUAGGCAGUAUUCCAAGGCACUUUGCUCUAUCUGGAAAAUACUCUCGGGAAUUCUUCAAUCGCAGAGAUCACAUAGCAUUGAUCAUUGAACUGCUGGGGAAAGUCCCUCGAAAAUACGCUAUGUUGGGGAAAUAUUCCAAGGAGUUUUUCACCAGAAAAGGAGAACUGCGGCACAUCACCAAGCUGAAGCCCUGGAGCCUCUUCGAUGUACUUGUGGAAAAGUAUGGUUGGCCCCCUGAAGAUGCAGCACAGUUUACAGAUUUCCUCAUCCCGAUGUUAGAAAUGGUUCCAGAAAAACGAGCCUCAGCUGGCGAAUGCCUUCGGCAUCCUUGGUUGAAUUCUUAGCAGAUUUUACAAAUAUAGCAUUCUGAGCUAGCAAAUGUUUUCCAGUACAUUGGACCUAAACGGUGACUCUCAUUCAUUAACAGGAUUACAAGUGAGCUGGCUUCAUCCUCAGACCUUUAUUUUGCUUUGAGGUACUGUUGUUUGACAUUUUGCUUUUGUGCACUGUGAUCCUGGGGAAGGGUAGUCUUUUGUCUUCAGCAUAGUAGUUUACUGACCCACUUUCUUCUGGAAACAAUAACAUGUGUCUAAGCUUUGUUUCUUGUGUUGUGUGACAUUCAAGUGUCAAUUUUUUGGAACAAAAAAUACUUUCCCUCCUUGUGUUUUGGCAGGUUUUGUAACUAUUUAUGAAGAGAUAUUUUAGCUGAGUACUAUAUAAUUUACAAUCUUAAGACAUUAUCAAGUUGGAAUUAAGAACUAUAGCAAGGAAAUGUAUAAUUUUAAUCUUCUGGCAAAGGGACAUCAUUCCUGUAUUAUAGUGUAUGUAAAUGCACCCUGUAAAUGUUAAUUUCCAUUAAAUAAGGAUGGGGACUCAAAUUUCUGAAGAGCUACUAAGUCUUGAGUGCUUUGUAGCCUAUGUUGCAUGUAACAGAAUUUAACUGCCCAAGGAGUUUUGAGAACUUUCAUUCCAUAGCAUAAUCCUUUGCAUUGGGGUUUUAAACAAAGUGGCUCUGGGCUAAAGAGUAUCAUUCCAUAUGUGGCACUUUACAGGAAGAAAAGACAUACUUCUCUUGCUAAAAUAAGUAUUUGUAAGGAUUAGGAUUUAGUUUUCUCAUACUUUUUUCCCCUUCUCCUAAGUUACUUUUUAAGAAGAGCAGUUUCCUCUUACCAGUGUGUUCUCUCGAUACCAUGUGCUGUUGCCUCCUCCGGGCACCUGUAAGUUAAACUCAACAUAGAUUAAAUUGGACAAGGAAACAUGUUCAGUGUGUGAAUGAAAAAUACAUACCUAUGCUGUCGGGUGAAAGGCUUGCGUAUGUUUGUCUAAAACCAAGGUGUGGCAUAUACAAUUUACAGUACAAUAGGCAGAAUUCUAACACUGGGAGGUCAAAGUGAUCACAUUCAUUCCAUAGGCAGUUUUAUAUGUGACUAUGGCACGUUUUACUACCUUUUUUAUUUUCUUCCUGUGAACUGAAGUUGAAAAACUGAUUUUCCCUUUGCAGGUCGCAGUUUUGUUUAUGCAUUUCCUCUGAAUUGCAGAAUCCAGGUCACAAACCAUAGUAGGCAAUACAAUUUUAGAAUGUAACAUACUGAGGUAAAUUUAGCCUCUUUUAGAAGUCAUUGGAUUGAAUGUGUUUUUUUUUAAUUCAUUAAGGUGCCUCUUUUUCUUGACUUUGUCCAUUAAUAUUUAUCCAUAUAUGCCUUUGCAAUAACUAGAUUGUGAAAAGAUAACAAGUGUUGUAACAAUAAUCCAUUGUUUGAGGUGCUUGCAGUUGUCUUAAAAAAAUUAAAGUAUUGGGUUUUUUUUUUCCAGA
Molecule: messenger RNA, 3794 nt
Organism: Sorex fumeus (smoky shrew)
Lineage: Eukaryota; Metazoa; Chordata; Mammalia; Eulipotyphla; Soricidae
Gene: SRPK2
Product: SRSF protein kinase 2
Exons: 17
Coding region: 16-2325 (769 amino acids)
Biological process (GO): protein phosphorylation; spliceosomal complex assembly; regulation of mRNA processing
Molecular function (GO): protein kinase activity; ATP binding
Source: RefSeq, a predicted model, not a curated record